AUGCCGACCAAGACCAAAUCCACCGCUUCCGUCUCCGCAGCUGCGGCGGAGAAACCCAUCAUCGCCACCCCUUCCUCCUCCCAAAUCGGCGUCUCCAACUCCAACCUCGACCCCACGCAGGUCCUCAAAGCCUUCCGCGCACUCUCGGCCCACAUCGCUCGUCGAUCCAAAACCUCUUCCACGGAUCUUCCGCUCGACGGUCCUUCCGGUUCGCUUCGCGAUCCGUCCAACACAGUGUACCUUCAACUGACCCUUUCGCACCUCAGUCCGACAUCGCACGUCAAACCGGUGCGGAUCAACCUCCCGCACGCGCUGCACACUCCGGGGGACGUGUCCGUUUGUUUGUUGGUGAAGGAUCCGCAGAGGGAGUACAAGGAUCUGCUGGUGGAGAGGGGGAUCAAGUCCAUCUCGAGGGUUGUCGGUGUGACCAAGUUGAAGGGCAAAUUCAAGCCGUUCGAUGCACGUCGGGCGUUGGUCCAAGAUCAUGAUCUGUUCCUGGCCGAUUCUCGCAUCAUUCCGACGCUACCGAACCUCUGCGGCAAAGUGUUCUUCGAUGCCAAAAAACACCCUAUCACGGUCAACUUGACCAAGAAAGGGUUGGAGGAAGAACUCGAUUCCGCCAUGUCCGCGACCACUUUCCUCCAAAACAAAGGCUCCUGCACAACGAUCAAGAUCGGUUACAUGGCCAAACACUCGCCCGAAGAACUCACGGAAAACCUACUCGCUGUCAUCCCCGCCGUCCUGAGUAGGGUCAAAGGUGGAUGGGAGAACGUCAACAACAUCGACGUCAAGACGGGCAACAGCGCCGCCCUCCCCGUGUGGAACAAAAAACUCGGUGUAAAGACACACGUCACCCCUUCUGAACCCCCAAAGGUGGAAGAAGCUACACCGACCAAGACAAGCAGUCCGGUGAAAAAGGUACAGGUGGCGGAGGAGGAGGAGAAGACUGCCAGUCCUAGUCCGAGGAAAACCCGUGCUACCGCGGCGAUCAAGAAGGCAGGUGCAAAGGUCAAGCAGCAGGACGCUGCUACACCCACCAAAAGCACGCCGAAGAAAUCCACCUCUAGCACCACAAGAAGCACCAGAAAGCUCAAGUAG
This is a messenger RNA of Pseudozyma hubeiensis SY62, 1098 nucleotides long. RefSeq names its product U3 snoRNP-associated protein. The transcript has a single exon. Lineage: Eukaryota; Fungi; Basidiomycota; Ustilaginomycetes; Ustilaginales; Ustilaginaceae. The record is from RefSeq and is a predicted model, not a curated record. Bases 1 to 1098 code for a protein of 365 amino acids.